UAUACAUCUGUAAUAGGAGCUCUUCCGAAUCAUCAACUGCCAGAAUGAAGACAGUUGUUUUACAACUUUUAACAUUUAUUGUCUCAUACUCCAGUGCCUCUGUUGUUAUGACUGGUGGAGGAACUUUCAAGCUGAUCAUGGGAUAUUCUAUUCCUGUGGAUGUUCCAAUGCCGAUGGGAAUCAACUACGUUCACAACUUCCAGUUCCAAUAUCCUACAGUCACCAACGCGUCACAGGUGGCGUAUGUACAACAAGGCGCGAGGGACAACCAGCGGCAACAACGAGCAGUCACUCGUAAACACGUAUACAACAUCAUCCAGGACAUGCUGCUACACAGUGGGUUGGACGGAUCUUGCCUGCUUCGCUCAGUCUGUGAAAGUAGUGAAUCUCCCAUAAUGCACAGUGGUCUCAUCGGUGAACUAUUACAAACUUUACUGACGCCGCAAGAUCCAGACGAGGACAGCGAGUAUGGGGCAGCGUGGAGGGCUGGACUAGAGGGACAGAACUGUUCUACCCUCUACCCGCUGUGUCCUAGAGGACUCACCAUGCUUGAUCAAUUCAGCCACUACUACAUGUAAUGAGUUAUUCUCUCAAGCUGAUCCAUGUGAAUCUCUCAUUUGCACUUCAUUGUAUGAUAGAGGAUAUAAGAGAGAUAUUUUGUCAACAAUUUCCAACUUACAAACUCCCUGUAAUCUAAAAAGUUUUCAGGCCACAAACCAGUUCUACUUGAUACAAGGAAAUGUUUGUUUCUUGUAUUUUAGGCAUAACAAUUUUUUAAAUAAUUUUUUUAUCUGUAAAUUUAUGCUAAUAAUCAAGGACAACUGUUUUAUAAGUGUCAUGUUUACGUCUUUUUUUAAAUAUCCAUACUUGAUAGAUGAAUAUAUAUAAGAUAGAUGAGCCUGUAUUACUCUUUGGACAAUACAAAAUUUAACACUCAUCCUUCCUUCACUAACUUUUGCUUUAAAAUACACAAGCCUUGGCGUGUCAUCUUAUCUGUAAAAUAUUAAUAAA
Messenger RNA from Macrosteles quadrilineatus (aster leafhopper), 1011 nucleotides. RefSeq lists its product as uncharacterized. The record is from RefSeq and is a predicted model, not a curated record. Lineage: Eukaryota; Metazoa; Arthropoda; Insecta; Hemiptera; Cicadellidae. The transcript has 5 exons. The coding region runs from base 45 to 578 and encodes 177 amino acids.